GCCAUUAAGAACACACAUCCCAGCUUAAAGCCUGAUAGCAACAGAAAGCUCUGCCUGUUUUCACAACGAUAUUAAAUACCACGGCUUCCGUCAAUCAUGCUCGCCAAAGCCGUCGUCCUCACCACAUUCGCAUGCAAUGCAUGGGCAUCACCCUACGUCGUCACCAACCCAAAAGACCUGAAGAACGACUGGCACAGCAAUGACUACACCGGAACUCGCGGCAAGGACCAGAUGAUCCAUUGGAAAUUCACCAUCGAAGGACACAACGCCGUCCCCGACCCUGGCGACUUUUCAACCGUUUGCAAGGGCGUGCAGAACGGCGAACUGUGCGGCGAACCCUGCACCAAGCCCGGGGCCUUUGUGCCAUGCAAGAGCGAAACGUACGAGGCCCGCCAGUGGUUCAAUGAGUAUGGCACUACCGUUGAAGUGCGCCGUACUACGUUCCCUGAUGCUGGGAAGAAGGUCAUCACCAGUGCUAUGGCCAAUAUCACUGAACAGGACGUGGUUGGCACAGUGCAUUACAAGCUGAAGUUUGGGGAUUUCCAGAAACAAUUCAUUUCUACAUUUAAUCCUCCAACGGCUUAGAUUUAGGUUUCUUCUAGAUUAGUAUAUUUUAAAUAUAAUUAACCUGUUAUUCGAGA
Molecule: messenger RNA, 641 nt
Organism: Fusarium oxysporum Fo47
Lineage: Eukaryota; Fungi; Ascomycota; Sordariomycetes; Hypocreales; Nectriaceae
Exons: 2
Coding region: 97-585 (162 amino acids)
Source: RefSeq, a predicted model, not a curated record